CCACUCACAGACUCAGGGCGUAAGAGAGCUGCAGAAGCGGCAAGCAAAGCAGGUGUUUGGGAAGUAGUUACCCGGGCAACAGAACCAGGGCGUUCCGGAGGUGGUUGCUAUGGAGAACUGGAUGCUGACGAAGGCUUGGGAGACUGAGAAGACAAAUUGCCCUCAUCAUUAUCUCCAGGCUUGUCAAUCAUACAUAUUCACUUAUUUACCUCCGAGAGGCAAACAGCACUAGGAGCAAAGAGCAAAAGGAGAGCGUGUGUGCUCAAAGCAGCAACGGUGCUAGUGUUAAACUUCACGCCAGGAGAGACAGUCACCAUCCAGGAUGGCAACCAUCACCUGCAACCGGUUUACAGAAGAAUAUCAGCUCUUCGAAGAGCUGGGGAAAGGUGCUUUCUCCAUUGUCAGAAGAUGUGUGAAAGUGCUGUCAGGACAAGAAUAUGCUGCCAAGAUAAUAAACACCAAAAAACUUUCUGCUCGCGAUCAUCAGAAGCUAGAACGAGAGGCUCGGAUCUGCCGCCUUCUGAAACAUCCUAACAUAGUGAGACUCCAUGACAGCAUAUCAGAAGAGGCACACCAUUAUUUGAUAUUUGACCUUGUAACUGGAGGGGAGCUGUUUGAAGACAUUGUUGCCAGAGAAUACUAUAGUGAAGCAGAUGCCAGCCAUUGUAUUCAGCAGAUCCUGGAAGCUGUCUUGCAUUGUCAUCAGAUGGGUGUGGUGCAUCGGGAUUUAAAGCCAGAGAACCUCUUGCUGGCCUCCAAACUGAAGGGAGCUGCUGUUAAACUAGCUGACUUUGGUCUUGCUAUUGAAGUAGAAGGAGAACAGCAGGCCUGGUUUGGUUUUGCAGGCACUCCAGGUUACCUUUCUCCUGAAGUGCUCCGGAAGGAUCCCUAUGGCAAAGCUGUUGACCUUUGGGCAUGUGGAGUUAUUCUUUAUAUUCUACUGGUUGGCUAUCCUCCUUUCUGGGAUGAGGAUCAACACCGAUUAUAUCAGCAGAUCAAAGCUGGAGCCUACGAUUUUCCUUCUCCUGAGUGGGAUACCGUUACUCCUGAAGCAAAAGACCUCAUCAAUAAAAUGUUAACAAUCAACCCAUCCAAACGUAUCACAGCAGCAGAAGCUCUGAAGCAUCCAUGGAUAUCGCACCGUUCCACUGUGGCUUCUUGCAUGCACAGACAGGAGACUGUUGACUGCUUGAAGAAAUUCAAUGCCAGAAGAAAGUUAAAGGGAGCAAUCCUCACUACAAUGCUAGCAACCCGUAAUUUUUCUGGAGGGAAAAGUGGUGGCAACAAGAAGAAUGAUGGUGUGAAGAAAAGAAAGUCCAGUUCCAGCGUUCAGUUAAUGGAAUCUUCAGAGAGUACAAAUACCACCAUUGAAGAUGAAGACACUAAAGUACGAAAACAGGAAAUUAUUAAGGUGACAGAGCAGCUGAUUGAAGCAAUAAGUAACGGAGACUUUGAGUCCUACACUAAAAUGUGUGACCCCGGAAUGACGGCAUUUGAACCAGAAGCUCUGGGGAACCUGGUGGAAGGGCUGGAUUUCCAUCGAUUCUACUUUGAAAACUUGUGGUCCAGGAACAGCAAGCCCGUUCACACAACCAUCCUGAAUCCACAUAUCCACUUAAUGGGAGAUGAGUCUGCCUGCAUCGCUUACAUUCGUAUCACACAGUAUGUGGAUACAAGUGGGAUCCCACGCACUGCCCAAUCGGAGGAGACACGAAUCUGGCACCGCCGGGAUGGCAAAUGGCAAAUUGUUCACUUCCACAGAUCUGGAGCACCUUCGGUUUUACCACAAUGUAACAACUACAUGGAUGUUAGGUACAAUAUGACCCUUUCCAUGCAAAGUAGAGCUGCGCCUAUUCAUUUGGCUGCUAUAGACGGCUGAAGCACCUGCCUUGCAGGCCAAGUUUCUCACUGCCUCACUACAAAAGGAAGAUACUUGUUAUCCUUUAUCUAGGGAACUUGGCAGCUGGCUCUCCUAUUUGUUUCUUGCUGGGAAUUCCUUUUACCCUCGGAACUCCUUACCAAAAUAAACUGAGCAUUUAGUAGACUUCUCUCCUCCUGUUUCACCUGGUUCAUGUUUGCUAUUCUGUGCCAUCCUAGUAGAAGACGGCAUGUGUCAUGGCCCUGUUGCAGGAAACGGCUUUCUGUAGACAACAAGAAACCAACAUGGAAGAGGCCGAGAUAAAGCCUUCAUCAAUUAGAAAACCAGCACUUUCUGGCCUCAGCCCCCCUGCCUCCCCAUCUUCUGGAAGUUGCAAGCUACAAGUAGCUGCUCCUCCUAAUUGGAGGCCAUUCUGAUUGGAACAUCCAGACACCACGUGAAGAAGCCUCUCUGAGUCAAUGCCAGCAUUUUCAGUUGUACCUGGAACCAGCUGUCAACUAAAUCAGAUGUCACAUGUUCCUAAAACCAGGAGGCAGGCAACUAACAUAUUAGAUGGCCAUAUGCAUCUAGUAAAUAAACAAAAUUAUUUGGUUUAAACUAUUAAUUACAUAAAUUCCAAACAACUUUCUAUUACUCGAGAAAAUCUCUAUGUUCACAAUUUUUUCUUGGAGUGAAUUAAGUUUUAUUUUGAAUGGCUUGUAAAAUAUAUCAUUAUCUUCCUAUCAGAAUAUGUUUUAUGAUUAGGCCAACAGAUAUUCCUAACAAUUCUAGCAAGAAAAAUGCCCCCUUUUCUUCUUUUUUUUUUUUCAGAGACUGAGCUGAAAGGAAAUGGCCAGUAGUUUGUCAUCAUGACUAUGACUCUAAGUCAGUGUUGGAAAUUUUCAGAUUUGUGGACUUCAACUCUCCAUCCUGGCUGAGGAAUUCUGGGAGUUGAAGUCCACACAUCUUAAAGCUGCCUAAUUUAAAAAAAACAAAAAAACAUUGUUCUAAGUAACCAUAAAAGAAAUAAUAGCUUGAAAAUAUUGACAUGACAGCAAUUAUUUCCAUGUUAGUUUUCACUAUAAUGAGAUAUUUUCAAAAUAAUUACGACUAUUCAAUUUAUAACAGGAACUUCAUUUAUUUAUGAUCAGUUGGGAAACAGCUGCCUUAAAAAAAGGGCUGUUUUGACUUAAUAGGCUACUGAGUUUGACUUUGUCUUUGUCUCAGCAGGCCUUUUGUUUCCUUACCUUUAACAUUGUGAAUUUUAUUUUCUCUCUGCCUCUCCAAGACUUGGAUUCUUAAUUAGUUAAUAGCAGUAGCCGGACUCCCAGAUCUGGGCUAUCUCUCUUUACUACUAUCUAGCAGUCAGCUGAAUUUUGGUAGCACUAAGCCGUUAACAAUCAAAUAAAUCAGCAAAUGACUCCCAAAGCCUACUUUCAUCCACCUUUCCUACAUAUAAAUUUCAGGAAACAUGGCAGCAUGGAAGAUACCUAUGGUGUGGAACCAAACUGCCCCUUAAUUUGAAAUAAAAAGAGAGGCCAACCCUUUCCAGCAAAGAUAGAAAAUGCAAACUUUACAAAUGACACUUUGAGGCAUUUCGAUGAUGCUUUUAACAAACAAAAUGAAACCUUUCGCUAUUUCUUGUACUUUGCAUGCCUUUUUACAGGAAAAAUGAAACCCGUGUUAUUUCGUAAACUUUUGAGUAUUGCUGAAAUGGAUCUUUAUGUAAUACCUAGAAAUAUCAACUGUUUGGGUUUGUGGUUGAUUUUUUUUUUUUAAAUAAAGUUGGGGUGGGGUGGGUGACUUAAUAUGUUAUUGUUUACAUUUGGAGUUGACUUGUGAUAAAUUGUUAUGAAAAGUGUAAAAAAGUACAAGAAACUAAAAACGGGGAAGAAGGAUGUGUGACAUGGCCCUAUGGAAAGGCAGAAAGAAGUUUACACAAAUACAAGAACCCUGUCAGGUUCACUUGUUAUAUGCUGCGGAAGUCUGACAAUCCAUACUACACAUCUGAAUGGCAUCAUGAAGACAGAAUCAACUUUGGAACAGUGGCAAUACCUGUUAGUAUAUCAUGACAUAAAAGCCAGCUAGAAGAAACAGAGAAAUUGAUUCUUCUUAAGCCUGUAUCUUUUUUUUUUUUUAAUGAUAGAGAAAACAUGUUGAAAAUGACCUGGAAAGCAUCACCUACUUGCCUUCCAAGGAUAAAAAUAAGAAACCUGAGGAUUUUAAAAACUUUUUGGCAGUCUCUAUGUUUCUUGUUCCCUUUUAUUUUUUUCCAGCUUUAAGAGUCUUUACUCUUUGGUGUGAGAUUAACUACCAUACACUUCUACUACCAGGGGAAUGAACUUAUAAAUGGCACUUCCUUCAUUUGCAUGACAUCUAACUUUAUAAACCGCUAUAUGUAUUUCAAAGCAAACAAACAAUGCUUGUUUAGGAACAAUUACAACAGAAAAUGGAUAAGCUUGCUGUAUACAUUUUGAAUGAUGUAGUUUUACCUUUUCCGUAAAAUGCUUAGCUUUCCAUCUUCUAAGACAGUGUGAAUACAUGAUGCUAUAAAGCUAUGUUUGCAAAAUGCAAGAAUAAUUUCCCACUGGAGCAGGGGGGAAGUGAUGACAAUUACAGGGCGCCUACUUGAUAGGAUUUGAUUGCCUUAAAUAGAAGUUUACUUUUUUACAUGGAACAAAGUAGAAAUAUACCAUUUACACAAAACUGAUAACAUAAUUGGAUGAUUCAAUGCUCCAUUGGAGCUGUGAAGAAUUAUAUUGAGAUUAUUUGAGUUGGGAGGGCUUUUAGAGUUCAAGAGGUAUUGUAUGAUUGUAUGGAUCUGAAUACAUGUUCAUAUUUAAACUACUUGGGUUUUAGAACAUUUGGGGGGCUUCCUUACCCAAUAGUAUCCUGAUAUUUCACAUUAACAUGGCCCUCACUAUCAUGGACACCUAUUUUUGAAGGGUCAUUCUCUCACAUAAUAUAAUUUUAUACUGAGUAUCACUAAGCCUUCUACUCAGCCCUGGAUUCCAAGGAAGAAAUGGAUCUUCUUUUGAGCUUGAAUCUCCUUUUAACUUGUUCAUCCUUAAAUAACUGGCUAGAGAGCUACUCUUGUGCUCUUUCCUCAUGAAAAUCUCAGUUUAGGUAAUAAAUCUUAAAACAGUUUCAGUGUUGCUAAACCUUGACAGCCUACCUUGUCUGAGUUUUCACUUGUAGAAAUAGUCUCCUACCCAUGUUUUCUAUCAAGAGUCGCCAUUGAGUAUCUUUCUUGUGGCAACUUAAACACUGCAUUUUGUAAUAUUUUAUAGCUUCCAUCAUCAUUAAAAAAAACAAUGCUUUGAUAAGCUAAGAGAAGCUGGAGUCUAGAGGAAGCUGAGUUGAGUUUUUAGUCUUCCAGUAAAAAAAAAAACCUGACAGACUGAAAUGUAUUUCAACUCCUUUGAGUUUUGCCUGCUGCAUCUGACAUAAGCACCUGCACUUUAAACCUCCGGAUUGCAUUGGCAUUGCUAAAACUUUUUUUUCUUAACUAAGGAAGCAUUUAUAGCCACAUUACUAUCCAUUGCUAUACUUGUUUCUCUUCUACAUUUUCUGUCCUUGCUUACUUUUUCAGAUUUCUAGCAUUUUUAAUGGCUCAUUUCUAAUGAUUCCAAGUAUCUGCAAAGAAAUUGUCAAUAAAAUACAGAGCAUUCUUAUUAUUUAUUUUGUACUGCUAGGGCUCAUAAUCAAAAUUAAUAUUACCUUUGAAGACUGACCUGUUUUCAUAGAUUAAACAACCCCGUACCUUUCUUGAUUGUAACAUAAACCAUGUGGGGAAGAAGUAGCUUACAUACUUGUACAUCAUUUUAUCCUGUAAAAAGAACCAUUUCUAUUUUUAUUUAAAUUAUUUUGGCAGGGAGAGGGAAAUGAUUUUGGUAUUUAAUGGAUUGCUAACUUUUUCCAAUACAAUAUCUUUGUUAAUGUUUGGACAGCAAAUCAUAACAUUUCUCUGUUCUUCCUUUGUUGUCAUCUUUUUUUAUUCCUUAUAACAAAAUUUACAGCUUGUUUAUAUUUCUUUCCACCCAUUCCCCAAGAAAUGUCAUUGAUUUCCCCCCCACACACACACACACCUUUCUUUAAAGCAGGUGGUGGUGGUUGAUUUUUAUAAUCUAACAAAAAUUGUCCCAUACAGAAAUAUCAGACCCAGAUAUGACUUUCUGGAUAGUACAUCAAAGUAAUGGAAGCAUAUUCAAUUAAAUAGCAAACAUUUUGAACAAAAAAGCAAUUCAUGCACUUAUAGUUAAGAAACAACAUGCAACAAAAGCAUCAUGAAUGAAAGGAUAAUGACACUCAAACUAAUUCAAAAUCAAAUCUCAUCCAUAAACUGCAAUGCAGGAGGUCUUGUCUGGACAUUACUCUUUAUAAACUAGGAAACCAGGGCUGAUGUGUGCUUUGUCUAUUAAUAUUUUUAUAUAGUGGUAUGGAGAUAUCUCUUUCUCUGAAGAUUUUCUAAAUAAAUCAAUGUAUCUAUUUUAGCUCUAGUAAAUUGGACAAGAUGAGGCUACUCCAGGUGAAAUAGUUUGUGAAUUCAGAAACUAAUUUUAAAAGAAUAAUGGAAGAAUAUUUUCUGCUGCACUAUACAUUUACCAAUUCGUUAUUUUGCAAAUCAACUUAUUCCUGGCUCUAGAAAAUAAGCACGUUUUUGAAUUUCAUAGCAGAUCUUAUGACAUUGUUCAGUGUCAAUUAGGCUGGUGAGAUUAUUUUUCCCCCUCUAAACAAAUGGAGAUUCCGAAUGAAGAUUCCAUCACUUGGCUUCCCGCAUGGCUGGGAAUAAAGGCUAUUUUUCCCCCUCCCAGUUAUCUUCUAUUUUCUGUUUUUUUGGGAUUGGUUUACUUCCUUCUCUUCAGUUCUUGCAUGGCUGCAAACAAGCCACCUUUUGACUUUUUUCUGCCCUAAAAUAAAAUCUGUGGGAAUUUCAGGAUUUUCAUUUUCUAAGUGUUGCACAAUUUUAUGACUUUUUAACUUUAGGGGGAAGUAACAGGAAAAAAGUUAAAUGGAACUAUGUGUAUAUAUAAAUAUAUAUUAUAUAAAUAACAAACACACAAUAUAUAUGUAUAUAUAUAUAUGAAAUACCUUUGGAAAUAUUUAUUUCACACGAAUGCAAAAAGCAAAAGCAAACCGAAAAGAAAAAAAAAAGCAGCUUUGUAAUGUAAGCAAAUAAAAACUUCAGAGAGUUUCUCCCUCUCUUUUGCAACUUGAUGUGACUGGAAUACUCAAAACAAACAAAAAAAUCUUCAGUAUCUUUUGUACGUGAAUCAGAAUUGUAAAGCAGCGUGAUCGUGUUGGGUUCUUUCUUCCAGUUUUUUUGAAGCUGUGGCUGUGAACAAAUGAUCACUGCUAAAAUUUUAUGCUAUAUUUUUUGGGGUGAAGGGGGGAAAUAAGGGUUGUCAAAUUUAUUCUUGGUGUUUAAGUGCAAUAAAAUAGCUACAAAUUCUUGUAUGGAAAA
Pantherophis guttatus is the source of this 7322-nucleotide messenger RNA. It is a transcript of the gene CAMK2A, whose product is annotated as calcium/calmodulin dependent protein kinase II alpha. Gene Ontology annotation, biological process: protein phosphorylation. Lineage: Eukaryota; Metazoa; Chordata; Lepidosauria; Squamata; Colubridae. The record is from RefSeq and is a predicted model, not a curated record. Gene Ontology annotation, molecular function: calmodulin binding; ATP binding; calcium/calmodulin-dependent protein kinase activity.